Molecule: messenger RNA, 1305 nt
Organism: Heterostelium album PN500
Lineage: Eukaryota; Evosea; Eumycetozoa; Acytosteliales; Acytosteliaceae
Gene: chid1
Product: glycosyl hydrolase 18 family protein
Exons: 5
Coding region: 1-1305 (434 amino acids)
Biological process (GO): carbohydrate metabolic process
Cellular component (GO): extracellular region
Molecular function (GO): oligosaccharide binding; chitin binding
Source: RefSeq, a predicted model, not a curated record
AUGACAAAUCUCCAGACCAUUGGUGUCAUGUCCUACGUCUGUGAUCGUUACGAGAUGUUCAUUAAUGGUGGUGUUGCUGCACAUUCGAAUGUAGAUGAUAGCGAUGACGAAUCGGAAUCACAGACCACACAACAAGAUGUUAGAAAACGAAAUUUGGUGCGUGAGAACAUUCGUUAUAAAUCUAUUGUUAGCAAUGCCGAUAAGUAUUGGGUAAAGACAAACAAGAGAACAUUCCCAGCGGAUCGUAUGACACUUGCCUAUGUGACCCCAUGGAAUUCCGGUGGCUACGAAGCAGCAGAGUUGUUCAGCGGUAAGUUUACACACGUCUCACCGGUAUGGCACCAGAUUGCACUCAAAGAUAAAGUGAUCUCACUACAAGGCACACACGAUGUCGAUAAAAAGUGGAUAGCAAGAGUCAAAGCCAAUGGAAAAACAAAAAUAGUACCACGUUUCAUCUUGGAGGGAUUCAAUCCAAACACUCUGAACAGUGCAUUCAGAGAAGCAAACUCACUCAUUAAAUCAAUCAUUCAAUUCAUUACUGAUUACAAUUAUGAUGGUAUGGUUUUAGAAGGUGUCAUUCCAUACUUUGAUAUCGAUAGAAAUAUAAGAAAUCACUUUGUUGAAAAGCUUUAUAAAGAAAUGAAAUCUAUCAACAAACAAUUGAUUUUAGUUUCACCAGUAUGUUUAAGAUUCAGAUUAUAUAAAGAUAUUUUAUCAUUAAUUCUUACUCUACUUUGUUUGUUAUUUACAAAGCCUUUAGGAACAAAGUUGGUACAUGUAGAAGACUUAAUAGUGUUGGGUGGUAAUUGUGAUGGAAUUUCAAUGAUGACAUAUGAUUAUGAUCCAAACAGAGGUCAGUUGGCACCGUUGGAGAUGUUCCAAUACGCCGUACAGAGUUUGGAGCAGACUGGAAAGUUUACAAUGUCAAAGCUUAUGUUGGGUUUACCGUUCUAUGGUUACACUGGAGUGUUUGGAAAGGAAGCGAGUCCAAUACUCGGUAGACAGUAUAUCGAGUUGCUAAAGAGUCACAAGCCAAAGAAGAUCAGCUGGGAUACAUCAACUCACGAACAUACAUUCACCUACAAAAACAAUCAGGGUAAUGAGCAAUGGGUCAACUUCCCAUCACUAUUAUUCUUGGAGGAGAGAAUUCAAUUAGCAAAACAAUCUGGAUGUUCUUUAGCAAUCUGGGAAAUUGGUCAAGUUGAACAUUUACUUUGUUAUUUUGGUUGCGAUAGAGUUGGAUUUUUUGCAAACAAACCAAUAACUUAUUUUAGAUUUAGUUUAGAUGGUGAAAGUGAAUGGUGA